CUUCAAUUUGUGUAAUCUGCAUUUGUCCCUAUCGAACCAAGUUUUUCAAUUAUAGUUUUUAAUUUCGGGGUAACGGUGCUCAGACAGCAGUACGCGUAGCGGGUAUGACAACUUCGAGUCGAGAUUACCAUCUAUUGCUGCUCCGUGGAGCGUUUGACAAUGUGGCUCUCCCAGUCCACGAGACGGAGACGGAAGCCAAACCAAAGCCCAGACUGUGGCCCAUUGGUAUAAAGGUUUUGGCCUAAGCCGAUCGUGGUUCAGUCUGCAGAGCUACGCGCGUGCAAAUCUUCGGUCUUCGGUCAGGGUUUACUGUGUGGAGCGUAUUUGGACUAGAUUGGCGAAGCCAACUCCUAUAGCCUGUGGUAGUGUAUAGCGGCGAGUGAUCAGGUGGAAAAUGCAUCUUCCGGCUCUUGAUGACUUCUAUCAGCGUCUUCUGUUUCUGCUGCCGUUCGCCGCAAAUUUCAGGCCGACUGAUUUCGACUACAAAUCCCCGGAGAGGUGGCCCGAAAAAUACCCAAAUUGUGGUGGAUCAGAACAGUCGCCCAUUGCGAUUAGCAGACGCAAGGCGAUACCCCUUAACUUGCCGCCUCUGGUUUUCGCACUUUAUGAUGAGUUCUUCGAUGAGCUGGUGACAGUUAGGAAUAGUGGACACACAGUGGAAUUUAAGGUUCCGACCACGAUCUAUGGCGUGAGGCCCUACGUAACAGGAGGUCUCUUGCGGGACUGCUACGAUGCGGAGGCCGUGCACUUCCAUUGGGGAUCCACCGAGAGCAAGGGCUCGGAGCACCUGCUCAAUGGACGCCGCUUUGAUCUGGAAAUGCACAUAGUCCAUCGGAACACCAAGUAUUUAAACUUUGAGGAGGCUGUUAAGUACAGCGAUGGCGUUACAGUACUGGCGGUGCUCUUUAAGGUUGUUCGGUCGGGACCCUUCUUUUAUCAGCCCGGACUCAGUGAAAUCUUUAGUUCCCUCCUCCAUUUGGGCAACUUUAAUGCCAGCUACACUGUGCAGGAACGGCUCACCCUUGGAUCCUUGUUGGGAUCUCUUGACAGGGGAAACUUUUACACGUACAAGGGCUCCCUAACGACGCCACCAUGCUCACCGGUGGUUCAGUGGCACGUGUUCGGUGAGGUCCUUCCCAUUUCGCACCAGGAUCUGCCCAAAUUCUGGAACCUCCGAGAUGAGCGCGGUCGGCCGUUGCUAAAGAACUUCCGGCCACUACAAUCGCAGGAGAAUCGACUGAUAUUCCACCGUCAACAUAUAGUGCCGCUGCAGCAGGAGCACCUGCAAGAACUGAUAUGGCUAUAGCCAUUAGAUUAAAUCUAACAUCAUCUCUGUAAAUGAAUUC
Messenger RNA from Drosophila mauritiana, 1346 nucleotides. RefSeq names its product carbonic anhydrase 12 (gene CAH8). Gene Ontology annotation, cellular component: cytoplasm. The transcript is spliced from 4 exons. The coding region runs from base 395 to 1306 and encodes 303 amino acids. The record is from RefSeq and is a predicted model, not a curated record. Gene Ontology annotation, molecular function: zinc ion binding; carbonate dehydratase activity. Lineage: Eukaryota; Metazoa; Arthropoda; Insecta; Diptera; Drosophilidae.